Stomoxys calcitrans (stable fly) is the source of this 346-nucleotide messenger RNA. RefSeq lists its product as uncharacterized. The coding region runs from base 3 to 320 and encodes 105 amino acids. The record is from RefSeq and is a predicted model, not a curated record. NCBI's taxonomy places the organism in Eukaryota, Metazoa, Arthropoda, Insecta, Diptera, Muscidae. The transcript is spliced from 2 exons.
AUAUGAACAGCAGACUAUCAACUACACACGAUUCCCAAACAUCUCAACAACAAGAUACAAAUUCGUCGUUCCAAGACGAUUUUCCGAAUACCAACACCUCGUAUACGACAAAUUUUUCUACUCCAUUGUCGGACUUUCAUGGUUUUCCCAACUCGGAAGAGAAUAAUGGUAAUGGAGAUUUAAUUCCUCGAGAUCAGGAUGUAAUUCUAGAAGAUGGAAGUAUGCAAGAAGACCCAGGAUACCAAGGAAGAGGAUCAUAUUUUCACCAUGACAGAUCCUAUGCGAGGGAAGAAUUGUUAUGUAUUGAUCUGGCAUCAUGAACAUAUGAUCAUUAUGUGCAUGAUAU